Molecule: messenger RNA, 582 nt
Organism: Diplodia corticola
Lineage: Eukaryota; Fungi; Ascomycota; Dothideomycetes; Botryosphaeriales; Botryosphaeriaceae
Product: thioredoxin
Exons: 2
Coding region: 1-582 (193 amino acids)
Source: RefSeq, a predicted model, not a curated record
AUGUCGAAGAUCACACACAUCAGCGGCACGCCGCAAUGGAACAACAUCCUCUCAUCCAACACAUACGUCGUGGCAGACUUCUAUGCAGACUGGUGCGGACCGUGCAAGGCGAUCGCGCCCGUCUUCGAGCAGCUGGCGCAGCAAGAGGCCAAGCCCGGCCGCCUGGCCUUCGUCAAGGUCGACGUUGACGCCCAGCAGGGCGUCGCCGGGAAGUACGGCGUAUCUGCUAUGCCCACAUUCCUCGUCUUCAAGAGCGGCUCCGUGACCGAGACCAUCCGCGGCGCCAACCCGGCCGCGCUCCGCGCCGCCGUGACCAAAGCCGCGGCCGACGCCGCCAAAGGCCCCGGACGCACGAGCGCGGCUUUCCAGUCCAAGGGACACGUGCUGGGCGCCGGCGGCAGCGGCAGCGGCAGCGGCGCGAGGACGACGGGAGACUGGGCCUGGAACCUCACGCAACGGCGUGGCGGCUUGCUCGACACUGUGGUGAGGUUCUUCGCGCUGUACAUCAUCACGUUGUUUUCGUUCGAUGCGUUCGCCGCGGCGAGGGAGAGCCCGUUCAAUGUGAACAAGAAGAAUCAGUAG